Messenger RNA from Phalaenopsis equestris, 1106 nucleotides. Its product is annotated as methyl-CpG-binding domain-containing protein 11. Bases 79 to 807 code for a protein of 242 amino acids. The record is from RefSeq and is a predicted model, not a curated record. Gene Ontology annotation, molecular function: DNA binding. Lineage: Eukaryota; Viridiplantae; Streptophyta; Magnoliopsida; Asparagales; Orchidaceae. The transcript is spliced from 2 exons.
GGUUCUCCUCAGUCUUUAUCAUUUGCUCUAUCGCUCUCUCUUUCUAGCUGCAGUAGCUGUGUUUUUGGGAUCGAGAAGAUGACAUCUGGAGACGGGGAAGAAGGUUGCAGGGAGCCGGAAGUAGUUUCCGUCGAGCUUCCGGCGCCUUUGGGUUGGAAGAAAACGUUUACACCUAAGAAAAGUGGAAGAUCCAAGGAAAAUGAAAUUGCUUUCACUGCACCUACUGGAGAAGAAAUCAUCAGCAGAAAACAACUGGAACAAUACCUUAAAUCCCAUUCCGGAGCGCCUGCUUUACACGAAUUCGAUUGGAGCACAAGCGGCGAGACGCCUAGAAGAUCCGCACGAAUCAGUGAAAAGGCGAAGGCAGUUUCUCCACCAGAACCUCAACCCAGGAAAAAACGUUCCAGGCGACCAUCAUCAGCAUCUACUAAGAAUAAUGCAAACAUUGAAGCUGCUCCCGAAGACAUUCCAGAUCACAAAGAUGAGGAAAAACACAAUGUGGAGAUUCAUGAGGCUAAAAUCACUGAAGAUGCACAAGUGGCUGAAGGCGCUCCUGCAGACGAUGCAAUAACAACGCAGGAUAAUGUGGCAGUCUCUGAAGAAGCUGAGAAGAAAGGUAGUGAAGAGAAUAAUCAUGAAGGAAACAUUGUAAACUUGUUUGAUGAGCGUCAAGCCGUCACUGAAAAUGAAAAACUGCCUCGAAACGUCACCGAGGAAAGCAGAGAGGAAAAGGAUGAGCAGCAGAACUUCAGGCAGCCUGUUCGAAUCGAAGCGCAGCAACAUCUGGCUCCUACUUUGAGCUGCUGAGAUGUAUUCAUAGAUGGCAGGAUGGAAUGAAUUAGCUGUAGGUGAAGAGCUAUCGUUGGUGUAAAUCAGCUGGUCCUUACCAAUUAUUAACCUUUGUUUAUGUUGUAGUAAAUUUCUGCAUUUGUGUUCAUUGGUCGUGUCUUAUGGUUUUAAGAGUUGUAUGUGACGCUGGAACGGUAGAGUCUGGGCAUUGUGUGUAUAUAUUCUCUGUUUGAAUGUGUGAGAAGAAUGAAGGAAAUUAGAAUGGAUUGGAAAUCUGCUGAACAGUAUUUAAUUAGUGUAAAUUACUUUUGGUUCCA